UUUUUUUUAUCGUUUUCUAUGAUUUAUUAGUGAAAUUAAACUGAGUCACAUAAUUAAUAAUGGCUGGGCAAGGUCACCAAUUCCCUGGAAAUUUCCAGGGUAACGCAGGAGCCAUGAGAACGGGCUUCGGCGGUGGGCCUAUGGGCGCACAAAUGCAGUCGAUGCCUAAUCAAUUGACCGGUGUAAUGGGAGGUCCUAUGGGAGGUGCAGCUGGUAUGGUGGGAAUGGGCAACCCAAUGGUUCCUCCAUAUGGUGCAGGAAUGCAAAAUCAAAUGGGAGCUAUGGGCAUGGGCCCACAGGCAAUGGGAGUGGUUGGUGGUGCACCUGGAGCUGGUCUUGGACCACCUGCUGUUCCUCAACAAGUGGCUGCAAUGCAAGCUGGUGGUGGUGUAGUGCCAACAGUUGCCCCACAGCCUGCAGCUCCACCUGUACAAACACCUCCACAAAACAAGGAAUUUAACACUGCUUCUCUUUGCAAGUUUGGUCAAGAAACUGUUCAAGACAUAGUCAGCAGAACCCAAGAUGUAUUUCAGACUUUAAAAGCUAUUCAACCCCCAAACGGCACGCAGCACGGGGAAAACGCGAGCAACGACAAGAAAGCCAAGAUGCAGGAGCAAUUGCGUACCAUCAGAUUGUUAUUCAAACGUCUCAGGCUUAUUUACGAGAAGUGCAAUGAGACUUGUCAGGGUAUGGAAUAUACACACAUGGAGAGCCUGAUCCCGCUAAAAGACGAAGCUGAUAACAAAACAUUAGACGAACGACGUGGCACAGAGGCUUAUAGGCUGGCUUUGGAAGAAAACAAGGAACUUACGGAUCAGACGAUACCUUGUUACUGAGGGUCGUGACUCCCCCGCGGAAGUAAGCUCCGCAUGACAACAACGCCGUGCCAUCUGUGGCGGUCUCUGGCAUAGUAGAGCGCAUCAUGGAUACCCAUGCCGAGAGCCGUAUAAAGCUGAUCGGACCAUUUUUGGGACACCGACUCCUCGGACGUUUACCGUCGAUCCGUCCGAUGACCAUUACGUGUUCGAGGUUGUGCCUUUCUUUGCUGGAAAUGUGACCAAAGAAAUCAAGUAUCCUACAAAGACAUAAGGUGCACGGUCUGGUCUGGACGUUAAGUUCUCGCGAAAUUGAGUCGUUGGUGCGAAAAUCCAACGGACUCCCAACAUUUUUCUCCAGCACCACAUCUCG
This is a messenger RNA of Hyposmocoma kahamanoa, 1188 nucleotides long. RefSeq names its product mediator of RNA polymerase II transcription subunit 30 (gene MED30). The transcript has 8 exons. Gene Ontology annotation, biological process: positive regulation of DNA-templated transcription. Gene Ontology annotation, molecular function: transcription coregulator activity. Gene Ontology annotation, cellular component: mediator complex. NCBI's taxonomy places the organism in Eukaryota, Metazoa, Arthropoda, Insecta, Lepidoptera, Cosmopterigidae. Bases 60 to 836 code for a protein of 258 amino acids. The record is from RefSeq and is a predicted model, not a curated record.